This is a messenger RNA of Grus americana (Whooping crane), 5649 nucleotides long. RefSeq names its product MARVEL domain containing 2 (gene MARVELD2). The record is from RefSeq and is a predicted model, not a curated record. Lineage: Eukaryota; Metazoa; Chordata; Aves; Gruiformes; Gruidae. Bases 362 to 1996 code for a protein of 544 amino acids. Gene Ontology annotation, biological process: bicellular tight junction assembly. The transcript has 6 exons. Gene Ontology annotation, cellular component: apical plasma membrane; bicellular tight junction; cytoplasmic vesicle.
CGACCGCUCCCGCCGUGCCGGCUCGCCGCGCCCGCCUUGGGAAGGCCCGCCGCUCUCCGCCGGCGUUCGCCAGCCGGAAGCUCCCGCCUCCCCGGGCGAGGGCCGCUCGGCAGCUGCAGGUGAGGCUGCCUGGGCGGGGCGGUACAGGUGCCGAGGGUGGCCGGGCGGAAAGCGGGGCUGGGGGCGGAGCGCAGGGUGGUCCCCGGCCCGGGCCCCCCACGCACUCUCCGGUGGGAUCGUCCCUUUUCUUCCGCCCGACGCCGGCCCCCCUUUGGACUUGGCGGCAGCUUUCUCCCGUCGAGUGAACGAAAGGCGGCUGAGCGGGUCCGGGGACCGCCUGACGCCGGGCCGAGCGCCAGCCAUGUCGAGGAGCGCCGGCUCGGAGGGCGGGCGGCCCGGCAGGUCCCUGCUGCCCCGUGGGCCCAGCCCGGGCUCCCCGCUUCCCCGGGACGCGGAGCCGGUGGCCGCUGCCGCCUCCUUGCCGCCGCCUCCGCUCCCCCUGCAGCCCCCCUUCGGCCCCGACGCCUACCCCGGGGAGGCCAGCCCCGGCCCGAGGGGGCCGGCCGAGCUCAAGCCGGUCCGGCGUUUCAUUCCGGACUCGUGGAAGAACUUCUUCAAAGGGAGACGCAACAACGGCUCCAGCUGGGACAGCACGGCCUCCGACAUCAGGUACGUCUCGGACGGGGUCGAAUGCUCGCCGCCGCCCUCCCCGCCCCCUCUGCGGUCGGAGCCCAAGUCCCUGCCCGGCUCCUACAAGGAUCCUUACGGAGGAUCGGGCGGGACCUACGACUCGCGGAAAGAGGGCGAAGCCAUGUUGCCCGGGGACCCCUUCGGGUCGCUGGAGCACCACGCUACCACCGGCCAGACAUACAGCGAGCGGGUGGAGGCCUAUAACCAGCGAUACGCCUACAUGAAGUCCUGGGCUGGCCUGCUCAGGAUCCUCUGCGUGGCGGAGCUGCUGCUGGGUGCCGCCGUCUUCGCCUGCGUCACAGCCUACGUGCACAAGGAUAACGAGUGGUACAACAUGUUUGGGUACUCGCAGCCCUAUGGCUAUGGGCCUGGCAGCGCCUACGGAGGCUACUCCUACAGCGGACCCAAAACGCCUUUCAUCCUGGUGGUGGCGGGAAUGGCAUGGAUAGUCACGAUAGUGCUGCUGGUCCUGGGCAUGUCAAUGUACUACCGGACUAUCCUCCUCGAUUCCAACUGGUGGCCUCUGACCGAAUUCGGAAUUAACGUGGCCUUGUUCUUUCUGUACAUGUCAGCUGCCAUAGUGUACGUGAACGAUACCAACCGAGGUGGGCUCUGCUAUUACCAGUUGUUUAAGACGCCAAUAAAUGCAUCUUUUUGCCGCGUAGAGGGAGGUCAGACAGCGGCAAUCAUCUUCUUGUUUGUCACGGUGAUCAUCUAUCUCAUUAGUGCAGUGGUUUCUCUAAAGUUAUGGAGGCAUGAAGGAGCUAGGAGGCACAGGGAAUUGAUGGAACGGGAGAUGAAAACACAGUCCUCUUUUCCAGAAAAGAAGUAUGAAAGUGAUGACAGACCAAGAGAAGAGGUUACUUACAGGCAGCUUAAAUCAGUGGAAAGAAAACCGGAACUACUUAAUGGUCAUAUACCUGCAGGCCACAUUCCUAAACCUAUAGUGAUGCCAGACUACAUAGCGAAAUACCCAGCAAUCCAAACAAAUGAAAUGCGAGACCGGUACAAAGCAGUAUUCAAUGAUCAGUUUGCUGAAUAUAAAGAACUGUCUGUGGAAGUUCAUGCUGUAUUAAAAAAAUUUGAUGAGCUGGAUGCAUUGAUGAGACAGCUUCCUCACCAUGCUGAAAGCAUAUAUGAACAGGAAAGGAUAUCAAAAGUUCUGCAAGAAUACAAGAAGAAGAAAAACGAUCCUGCAUUCAUGGAGAAAAAGGAGCGUUGUGAAUACCUGAAGAAUAAGCUUUCUCACAUAAAACAACGAAUUCAGGACUAUGAUAAAGUUAUGAAUUGGAAUGUAGAAACUUAGCUAUACCUUCACUUUGUGGAUACUAUUUUCUAUUUUUUAAAUCAAUAUGUGUAUUUUAAACUAUUUAUUUACUGUCACAACAGCACACCAAUGGGGAUUACUUAAUCACUUUGUCAUGUAUUUAGCUGUUGUACAUUACUGGUAGGUUUUGUAUGCAAAUCUAAUUUUAAAUCGAUGUAAUGAAGUUCUCAGAUAAGUUUAGAAAACCUGUGCUAACAUUCUGCUUUUAUUAGACAGUACACACCCUGGUCUCUUAAAUGUGAACACUUUAGUGGAAAAUACUGUAUCUGCAAACUUGCAAAGCCCACCAGAGAAAGCAGUUUUAAGUACCAUGUCAAAAGUUUGCACAGAAAUGCCAUUAACAAUUUCAGAUUUAUUUAGAGGCGACAUCUUAAUGAUAUCAGAAAGAGCUGAGCUGUGCUCUCUGGCCGGGGUUUGGUGGAGUGCUUAAGCAUACUGAAUAAUUUUGGCAAGUAAAAAAUAAAUUUAAUAAGACUUUUUUAUUGUAUUUCCAAAUGCUCUGCUGUAUGUCAGAAAUUAUCUGGAAUUACACCCAACAAGAGAUGCAAAAUAACUUGCUAUUUAAGCAACCAUAUCAUACUGGGGAGGAGGGCAGGUUGUGUUGGGGUUUUGUUGUUUUGAUUUUGGUUUCUUUUCUUUUUUUUUUUUUUAACUCCCCUCUUUAAAGGCAAUGCAACAAAUUUAUACAAGGCCUUAAAGGAAUAGAGGCACAAGAUGAGACUCCUGUUAGUGUUCCUUUAGUGUUGCUAUAGGCCAGUAUGCUCUGCAUACCUUUUUUGGGUCAUCUUAGUAGGAAUCCAUCCGUUUAAAGGCAAAACGCUUCAUUCUUCAACAGCAAGUAGCAGUACUUUUUGUUUAGGCAGCAGCUGUUUUUGAACUUGGCAUUCAGAGAGAAAGUACAGCAAAAUUAAUUCUCACUGAAUGUAUAAAUUAUGAGUAUCUCUUAAAAGACAGGUAAAAUGCUUUAAUAGACAUGCUUUCCACAGUAUAAAUGCAUAAAUUCAAUAUACAUUUUUAUAUUUUUAUCUUGGGGAUAGGUUUGUAUGUGCAAACAUUUUCAUAAGCCAGUAAAUUUUCUUUGUAUCCUUUUCCACAUCUUUGUUUACUUUUUUACUUACUAAAAUUGUUAGAAGCAUUGGUAGUUUCUUUGUACAGUUUUCUACAAUUGCAUUUUGUCUGUUCUGAAAUACAUUUUAAUUUGAAAACACCCCACCAGUGUAGACAUGUUAUUCUAUUGCUUAUAAAGGCAUUUUUGUUAGAAAAAGGUGCUCUGAUUGUUUCAAAUUUUUCUUAGCAAUCAUUUUUUCUUUAAAAGAGAGUUUUCAACUUUUGCCUUAAUUUAAAGGCCAAGAUAUCAGGAAAGCCGUUUGCAGUUUAAAACAGUGAUGGUAGUACUAUCUCUGUUCUUCAGUAUUGGAAAUGCAUUAAUAUACCAUGGUCUGGCAGUUAUAUCCCUUCUGCUUUUUGAGCCUUUAUCAUUCACACUGCAAUCUUAAUGGCUACAAACCCACCUUCAUAUUUACAAAGUUCACAUUCCAAUUUUAUCAGCCACUUAAUGCCAAGAGUUUUAGUAGAUGAAGUAAAAAACACAAGGCACCAUGGGAACACUGAGAGAAUUUGAAGACUUGGCACCUCUUCAUUUGAAAGCCUUCAGUCUCAUCUACCUGGAAGGUGUCUCAGUAUUUUCAUCAGUCUGAAAUCAGAUGACAGUGCUAUCCCCUGCUUUCUCUCUCUUUUCAGGUGCCCUCUGGUUCAGUUUUCUAUUCUCUUCAAAGAGGAGGAAACCUCUCUACCUUAUAAAAGAGUUGGGCCAAGUGUUUUAUACCUAUUGUGCUCUAUGCUUGUUAAACUUUCCUUUGUAAGAGAGGUCCUUGUCCAAAUCCCUGCAGCCUAAAUGACCUCUCAUUGUACACUUAGGUUUCUCAUUUUUUCUCAGUGGGAGUUCUAGGCAUUGUGUCAGUGCCAGGAGAAGAUUAAUCCAAGUUUAAGGAUCAACUGAUAUUUAUAAAGUGCUAAAAAGAAGCUGACUCUGAUGUUUUCUUUGGAAGAUCCACAGUCUGCACCCUUGAUAAGCCUUCCUUCCAUAGGACGCUGAGACCCAGCUCCAGGCUCCCUUUGACAGUGGUCUGAGUUUCAGCAUCUGAAAAACUGGCUCCUGGCCCCUCAGACAGUGCCUGUGUAGCCUCUGCAGAACCAUCCUGCUUCUCCUUUCCUGCAAAGUUUCCAACAAAUGGUUGGAGAAGGGGAACACCAUGCCUGUGGCUGGAACAAGGAAAUACACCAAGCAAUGUGUGUGGAUUGCUCCAUCUUUCCCAGCAAAGUGCCACAGGUGUGGCUGAGGGAAUUUUCCAAAAGCUAGAGAGAGAAGAUAGGUAGGAAUACUCCCUUCUGCCAGCCUUUUGAGGUUGAAAUGGGAUUAGUGCAGUGCAUGGCAGUGAAGUAUGCUGAGCAUGGAGCUCCAGGAGAAGGCAUUUACCUUCACAGCUUAGGAAGUCGAGCAAGGCAACACAUUGCAACCAUCACAGUAAAUUACUUGCUCAGUCCUGGAUCUCUCACAGACCUCAACGCUGCUAAUCAGGCACUCGCUUCCAGUGCAUACAAUUGGUGAGCUGGGUUUGCUCUAAUCCAUCAAUGGAGGACUGAAAAGGGACUUGUCAGCAGUGCUCUGAAUGUGCCAAAGCAAAAAAAUAUUAGUAUAAGAAACAUUUCUAUGUCUCAGACAAAUUCAGAUUAAUGAAAUAAGAAUUAAUGGCUGGAAGUUCAAGCCAGUCAAAUGCACGACAGAAAUUAGGAGAAAAUUGAGUAAUAAUUAGUUACAAUCAGAACUAUGAGGGAAAGUUGUCUCUCGAUAUCUUUAAAGAAGGUAUGUUUCAGACAAAACUAAAGUUAUUAUAUGAUUAUCACCUAGGUCUCUCUAUGCAGUCUCUCUCCUCUGUGAAUCUAUGUUGUUGCAUGUACAUGUAAACAGUCUGCUAUGUGGUCUCCCUGGUGUGACUGGGGUUUUGCUGCAGGUAGUAAACGUUUGAAACUUAUCAAGUAAUAAUGCCCUAAUAAUGCCUCAAUGGGCACACAGCAUCCACUUUCAAUUACAGCCAGUCCCAGGAACACUGAGUGUAACAAGAACUUACCCUUGUCUUCCUCUUAGAAAAUGCCCACCUGGCUUCACAGAUCAACAAAGGCAAACAUGCAAGAGACGUACAGUUUCCAGGAAUAUAAUGGUUUUCAAACUGGACUUGAAUAAAUCAGUAAAAGGGCUUUUUUUUUUUUUUGGUCUUGAUAAAUGGCUAGAUAUCCUUGCUGAAGAUAACUGUGACAAAAUCUGCAUACUCUUUACUAAUCUGUACAUUUUUGCAGGGCAGAUAAAGCAGCGCCUAACGCAUAUAACAAAAACGUUGUAUCACAUAGUAGGGUGCACUAGCUUUUGUGACAACUUAUCAACUAAAAAUACUCAUGACAAUGAAAAAACUAAUUGAUUUGAAAUCGUCGAAUAAACUAUCCAGUAUUUAGUUUAUUAAUCUCAAAAUUGUGGUGCGAUUUGAAGCAUUUGGACAAUCAUAAUCUACAAAAUGAUUGUAUAUCCUGUGUUCCUGUCCAGCACUGAAAUUCUUGGCCUUGACAAUAAAGAAUAUCCC